This is a messenger RNA of Zeugodacus cucurbitae (melon fly), 2024 nucleotides long. It is a transcript of the gene p38b, whose product is annotated as mitogen-activated protein kinase p38b. Gene Ontology annotation, molecular function: MAP kinase activity; ATP binding. The coding region runs from base 107 to 1192 and encodes 361 amino acids. The record is from RefSeq and is a predicted model, not a curated record. The transcript has a single exon. Gene Ontology annotation, biological process: protein phosphorylation; intracellular signal transduction. NCBI's taxonomy places the organism in Eukaryota, Metazoa, Arthropoda, Insecta, Diptera, Tephritidae. Gene Ontology annotation, cellular component: nucleus; cytoplasm.
AUUUCCAUUCCAUAUUAAUGCGCAACGCCUAUUAGGUAAUUCAUGAUUGAAUUAUGGUAAAUGAAUAGAAAUUGUCAACAACGUAUUGUCAUAUAAUUUCUGGGAGAUGGCGAAAUUUUAUAAACUUGAUAUAAAUCGUACCGAAUGGGAAAUACCUGAAAUAUAUCAACAGCUUCAAGCAGUCGGUUCUGGCGCAUAUGGACAAGUGUGUAAAGCAAUUGUACGUAACACAGGCAUGAAAGUGGCCAUAAAGAAAUUGGCACGUCCAUUUCAAUCGGCUGUUCAUGCAAAACGAACAUAUCGUGAGUUGCGUUUACUCAAACAUAUGGAUCAUGAGAAUGUCAUAGGAUUAUUAGAUGUAUUUCAUCCCGGACAACCACCAAGUUCUUUGGAAAAUUUUCAGCAAGUGUAUUUGGUAACACAUUUAAUGGAUGCUGAUUUAAAUAAUAUUAUUCGUACCCAAAAACUUUCUGAUGAUCAUGUUCAGUUUUUGGUAUAUCAAAUUUUGCGUGGCUUGAAAUAUAUCCAUAGUGCUGGUAUAAUACAUCGUGAUUUAAAGCCUUCAAAUAUUGCCGUAAAUGAAGAUUGUGAGUUGCGUAUACUUGAUUUUGGCUUAGCAAGACCGGCGGAAAGUGAAAUGACUGGUUAUGUUGCCACCAGGUGGUAUAGAGCUCCCGAAAUAAUGCUAAAUUGGAUGCAUUAUAAUCAAACUGUAGACAUUUGGUCUGUUGGCUGUAUUAUGGCUGAACUUCUUACAGGACGCACAUUAUUUCCGGGUACAGAUCAUAUCCAUCAACUUAAUUUAAUUAUGGAGAUACUUGGGACUCCCACAGAAGAUUUCAUGCAAAAAAUUUCAUCCGAAAGCGCUCGAAACUAUAUACGAGCGUUACCAAAUAUGGCACGCAGAAACUUUCGCGAUGUAUUUCGGUUCGCUAAUCCAACGGCAAUAGAUUUACUUGAAAAAAUGUUGGAGUUGGAUGCCGAAAAACGAAUUACAGCAGAGCAGGCUCUAGCUCAUCCAUAUAUGGAAAAAUAUCAUGACCCUAGUGAUGAGCAAACAUCGCAGUUAUAUGACCAAAGCUUUGAAGAUAUGGAUUUGCCAGUUGAACAGUGGAAGGAACUUGUAUUUAAAGAAGUUUUAGGCUUUAAACCACCACAAGCUUUUGCAGAAGUCCUUGAAAAGUGCAAAUGAAAUGCUUAAAUGUUAACGUAGUUAAAAUUUUAUUAAGAUAUAUGUACUUAAACAAUUUAUUGACCACAUUAAAUGCCUUGGUAUAACCCUAUUUAAGCAUUAUAAAGUUAUCUUAGUGUGCAAACGUUCUCAAACCCGUUUUUAUGGAAUUUAAGGAUUUAGAACAGUUAGAGCACUAUUCUAAAUACUUACAAAAAAAAUUGUCAUGUUGUUCUUACAACUUAUUAUACAGUGAUAAGUAAAAACAGAUGUACCAUAAACAUGUAGUAAGCUCAAUUGAAUUUAUUUUAUAAUAUUAAAACAACCUUAACAAAUAAAUAACAAUGGAAUUUUUGAAAUAAAUAGACACUAGUUAUUAAUUUAAAAAUUUUGAUACCUCCUGAAAAAGUUUGCACACUAAGUCAACGAUAUUUUCUUAAAAAAAAGCUUUAAAAGCUUUUGCUAAUUAAAAUUUUUAAGAAUGUUGUAUUUACAUUUUCAUUAUAAUUGUCAACAUUUCCUGUGCUGUUUUUAAUAAUAUAAUAAAACGUUUAAUGAAAGUUAUUUGUAUUUUCUAACGAGUUAAAGCCAUUUGAGAACUUAUUUAAAAAGUUGCUGAAACCUCUGGGUUCCUUCGUAGUAUGAUCAAAGUAUGUACCGAGACAGGGUCAAACGUACAUUGUUGUCAUUUUUCCUACUGUGCUGGAUUGUUGGCCAAAUUUCUCCCAAUUAGUGGGUACUCGAUUUGAUGCUAUGUAUAUAAUACAUAAAUUAAUGUAUUUAAUUUUUCUGAACUUAUUAUUAUGUUGAUGUGUACAGUUUACAAUGUUAAGUGAAUAUAACUGUCAUAAAU